AUGAAUGCCGAUCACCUCAGAGAGGCCUAUACCCUCAAAAAGCCAGUUUGUAGACGUUCUGACCGUGCGAGAUGUUCUCAACUGGUUAGUACUACUACUGACCCUAUAGCUACUGUUACCAGGAGUGAGCACUAUCACAUUGUGCCGGUGGAUUCAACUGACUUGUGUCAUGGAUAUCGAAAUGGAACUUGUUUCACUCUCGAGCAGCUUGUUCAAACAGACCUGUUAUCUGGUGGAGACAAUCUCACCUUGAGCUUUCUACCUGGAGAUCAUGUGUUAACUGAGCAGUUAUUGAUUCGUAACUUUAGACAUGUACACUUUACCAGCCGGAACAAAAGUACAACUGUAAUCAGAUUCUAUAGCAAUGGUACGAUACGUUUUGUUAAUAUUAUUGAAUUAAGUAUUGAAGGCUUGGAUUUCAUUGGAGUGAAUGUUGGAUCACAAAAUUCACAUCAAGGAUUGACCGUUGACAGUGCCCACGAUGUCUAUAUAAAUGGCUGCUACUAUACAAACUUUUUUGUAUUACUCAAUCAGGUGGAAAACCACAUAAAUACUCAAACUGCAACAAUUGAGAACACUUUCUUUGUGAACAACACUGCUCGGGCACUACACAUUGAGGCUGAUGACGUGUACAUAACAAAUAGUGGGUUCACUAGAAAUGGUGGAGGUGCAGUUUACAUUGAAUCAAAUAGCACACUGAUCAGCAACACAGAGUUCAACUAUAACAGUGCUGUGACUGGAGGAGCGGUAAAAGCGGUAUCGGGUACUGUAGUUAUCACUUGGUGUGGCUUCACAAAUAACGAAGCUUUUCGGUAUGGUGGAGCGAUUUAUGUUUACUCAAAUAAUGUAUCUAUCUCCGGCAGCAUACUGACAAACAAUAGAGCUGACUAUGGUGGAGCAAUUGAUGUUACCUCAGGUAGUUUGUCCAUCUCCGACAGCGAACUGACAAACAACAGUGCUGACUGGAAUGGUGGAGCGAUUGAUGUUACCUCAGGCAGUUUGUCCAUCUCUGACAGCAUUCUGACAAACAACAGAGCUGACUUAGGUGGAGCGAUUGAUGUUACCUCAAGCAGUUUGUCCAUUUUCGACAGCGAACUGACAAACAACAGAGCUGACUGGAGUGGUGGAGCGAUUGUUGUUUACUCAAGCAGUGUAUCUAUCUCCGACAGCACACUGACAAACAACAGAGCUGACUUUGAUGGAGCGAUUGAUGUUACCUCAAGCAGUUUGUCCAUAUCCGACAGCGAGCCGACAAACAACAGAGCUAACAGGAGUGGUGGAGCGAUUGUUGUUUACUCAAGCAGUGUAUCUAUCUCCGACAGCACACUAACAAACAACAGAGCUGACUUUGGUGGAGCAAUUGAUGUUACCUCAAGCAAUUUGUCCGUUUUCGAAAGCACGCUGACAAAUAAUAGAGCUGACGGGAGUGGUGGAGCGAUUCAUGGUAAUCUAGGCAGUACUAUGUCCAUCUGCAAAAGUACGCUAAAAAACAACACGGCUACUACCUUUGGAGGAGGGAUAUUUCUGAGAGACAGUACACUCUUUGUAAAUGAGCCAAUAAAGAUAUAUCACAACACAGCACUGAAUGGUGGAGGCGUUUAUGUUUAUUCAAGCAGAAUCGAGUUUCAAUCUGUGUUACCAAUGUGUUUAGGUAUACAAAUACACAAAGUGAGAUUGUUGGCAACAUUGCUGAGAAUGGUGGAGGCAUUUAUGCAGUAGCUACAACCAUUAAACUAACUCGUUCACACGUUAACAUCUACUCAAAUACAGCAACUGUUAGUGGAGGUGGAGUGUUUCUACGGCAAAGCUCGAGCUUGUACUUAUAUAAAAAAGACAAUGAAUAUGAGGCUCAGAAUAUAUUUGUCACGUUAAUGUUUAACAACAACUUGGCUCAGUACGGAGGGGGAAUAUUUGUGGCGGAUGACACGGAUAGGAGUGCGUGUGGAGGAGGAGUUAUAGAAACUGGUGCUACUCAAACCAUUUUUGCUGAAUGCUUUUUUCAAACAAUUAAAUUGUAUAAUUAUGGCUACGGAUUCGCAAACCAUUUCAACACGUUCAUGACUAACAACACGGCUACCCAGUCAGGAGCAGACAUCUACGGAGGUCUGUUGGACAGGUGUACAGUAAGUCAAAAUGCUGAAUAUUACUUUUCUUUAAAUGGGUUAGACUACAUAAAUAACACCAUAGAAUUCUCCACCGAAUUAUCAAUCUCUUCUAGGCCUGUGCAAGUAAUUUUUUGUAAAUAUUCACAAAGCGACAUUGUUUUUACAAGAAAGGGACACACGUUUAAAAUCAGUGUUAUGGCUGUUGACCAAGUUGGAAAUCCAGUGAAUGCUAGAAUUCGCAGUUCUGUUGUCAGUGAGAGUGGUGUUGGUCGUCUCAAAGAAGGACAGGCAAAACAAGAAGUUGGCAAUCAGUGCACAGAAUUAGAGUACAAUGUAUUCACACAAGACAGCUCUGCUCAAGUGGAACUCUAUGCCGAGGGUCCAUGCAUCAAUUUGGGAAUUUCAAGACAAUUUAUAAAUAUUUA
Messenger RNA from Halichondria panicea, 2530 nucleotides. Its product is annotated as metabotropic glutamate receptor-like protein P. The coding region runs from base 1 to 1719 and encodes 572 amino acids. The record is from RefSeq and is a predicted model, not a curated record. NCBI's taxonomy places the organism in Eukaryota, Metazoa, Porifera, Demospongiae, Suberitida, Halichondriidae. The transcript is spliced from 3 exons.